This is a messenger RNA of Fusarium oxysporum Fo47, 1576 nucleotides long. RefSeq lists its product as uncharacterized. Gene Ontology annotation, biological process: peptidyl-lysine dimethylation. Gene Ontology annotation, molecular function: protein-lysine N-methyltransferase activity. NCBI's taxonomy places the organism in Eukaryota, Fungi, Ascomycota, Sordariomycetes, Hypocreales, Nectriaceae. Bases 250 to 1152 code for a protein of 300 amino acids. The record is from RefSeq and is a predicted model, not a curated record. The transcript has a single exon.
CUAUCAUUCACGCCUACCUAAGUUUACUCUCAUCAUCCUUAUUCCGACAGAUCUUCAUCUAUACAUUCCCAUAGCCAUAUUAUUAUUUGCAUCUGUCUGAGCUAUUCGAUAUCUGUCAUAUAAUACGCCAUAUCGGAGAACUGUCUGAGUGAGAUCGAGUCAGAUCAUCGGAGCUGGUUGGGCAUCUACACCAAGUACAAAAAUCUUCACAUUGAUAUUACAUUCGAGGGGAUCUAUUUUAAUAAGGUCAUGUCUCUCACCUGGCGUAUCUCCGUUAACGGGGAGGCCGAUAGUCCAGAAGACUAUCUUUCAACUUCCUUGGGCGUCAUCUUCCCCGACGAUAUCACAAAUCAACACGGCGAUGCGGAACACAACCUCUCAUAUGCCUCACCUCAUCUCCCCAAGCCUCUUGUUAUCGACCUCGCCGACCCUGUGAAGGAGGAUGACCGCAAGCUAUUCUCACAUUACCUCUGGAACGCUUCACUUCUGCUCGCCGAGUUCAUCGAGGCCGACUCUCUCAGCAUUCCUCUUGAGAAGCCUCGUGAGGCACAGGACAUCAUUUCAUUCAACGUGAAGGGACUUGAGACUCUUGAGCUCGGAGCCGGAACCGCGUUGCCGAGUAUCAUGGGUGGCCUGCUAGGCGCAAAGCGUGUCGUUGUCACAGACUAUCCAGCUGAGCCCGUCCUCAAAACCCUUAGCACGAACGUCGCUCGCAACAUCCAGCCCUCUCUAUCACCCGCCGGUGCCGAGACAACCCCCUUUUCCGCAGUCUCCGUCCAAGGCCAUUCCUGGGGUGAGCUCGAAGAUCCUUUCAGCGCAUCAGCUGCUCACUCAUUCGACCGUGUCAUCGCCGCCGAUUGUCUCUGGAUGCCCUGGCAGCACGAAAACCUGCACCGCUCCAUCGCCCACUUCCUUAAGCAAACCCCCGAGGCCCGGUGUUGGGUUGUCGCUGGUUUCCAUACUGGCCGAACAAAGAUGAGCGGAUUUUAUGAUGCAGCGGCGCUUCAGAAGGUCGGACUCGAGGUUGAAAGGAUCUGGGAGAGAGAUUGUAACGGCGAAGAGAGAGUAUGGGAUAUUGAGCGUGAGGACGACAUUACGGUGCGCAAGAGAUGGCUCGUUGUCGCUUCGCUGAAGUGGAUUUCGAUAUCAUGAGGCUUAUAUGAGACGUCGAGAAGCCCGGCAAAUUCAUUGAGUAAGAAGGAAAAGAAGAGGCUUUAAAUACCAUGACUACCUUACGCUCGGGCUCCGGGAACCACUUGAGCUCAUCAUGGCGGAGUAAGACAAUUCUUCUAGUUGCGUCUUCUCUACUUCAUUGAUUGGCUCUCCUCCCUGAGACGACUCGACUACCGCCCGCAGAAUGAGGCGGAGCGACGACUUCGUGAGGGGCGGAUACGGAGUAAGAUGGACGCUCUCCGGUUGUAAAAACAACAGUUGGAGGGUGACUGGUUAGAGUGGUAGACAAAUCAUGCGAAGUGAGGAAAAGCUUAAACUGUACGAAGAUACAAAUGUGUUAGAUGCAUAUGAUCACGAUAUCAAGGAUAGAUAGGCAAUGCCCCUGAAUUAUGAUGUAUAUAUU